GAUGGCGGCCAUACAAGAACCGUGUUCAUUCUCUAAUCCAAAACAAUGCAUUUGUACGCACAUAUCAUGGUUUGUCAAAGURAAUUUURAUACUCAUAUUCUUGAAUGUGUGGCAGAUCUGACUUUUGAAGUGAAACAAGAUGGGAUCAAGUGUGUGGGAUUGGACACUAGUGAGCUAACCAUUAAUUCAGUUCAUAAUAAAAAGACGAGCAACAAGCUGCCAUUCAAACUUGGUGACAAGCAUGAGAAGUUUGGUACACCAUUGUACAUUGAUUUACCACAAGGAUCAAACAASGGCUCCCAAGUGACCAUUACUAUUGAAUAUAAGUCAUCAGCAAAUGCUUCAGCUGUCCAGUGGCUUAAACCUGAACAAACCUCAGGAAAGAAGCAUCCCUAUUUCUUUACACAAUGUCAGGCAAUCCAUGCUCGUAGUAUCAUUCCCUGUCAAGAUAGUCCUGGUAUAAAAACUACUUAUGAAGCACAGGUUUCUGUUCCAAAAGGCCUUGUUGCAUUGAUGAGCGCCCUCAGAGAAGGUGAAACUGUUGAUCCUAAAGACUCAAGUAGAACUAUCUACCAGUUUAAACAAGAGGUGUGUAUUCCAAGUUACCUUAUAGCGAUGGUUGUGGGUGCAUUAGAGUGCAGGAAAGUUGGACCUCGAUCACAUGUCUGGACAGAAAAGGAAAUGCUUGAAGAAUGUGCUUAUGAAUUUGCAGAGAUGGAGACAAUGGUGAGCACGGCAGAGUCUUUGGUUGGAGAGUAUGUCUGGGGUCUGUAUGAUCUUCUUGUGCUUCCUCCAUCAUUUCCUUAYGGUGGGAUGGAAAACCCUUGCUUAACUUUUGUCACACCAACACUACUGGCAGGUGAUCGCUCUUUGACAUCAGUUAUUGCCCAUGAAAUUGCGCACAGCUGGACAGGGAAUUUGGUAACUAACAGAACUUGGGAACAUUUUUGGAUGAAUGAAGGUUUUACUGUUUUUCUUGAAAGAAAGAUCAUUGGUAGGAUGAAAGGAGAAAAAAUGAGACAGUUUGCAUUUAUAGGAGGAUGGAAAACAUUAAUUGAUGCUGUAUCCAAGUUUGGUGAAGAAAGUCCUUUUACACAACUUGUAGUAACACUUAAAGAUUCUGACCCUGAUGAAGCAUUUUCCAGCUUACCUUAUGAGAAAGGUUCCUGUUUCCUAUUUUACUUGGAGCAACUUGUGGGUGGACCUGAUGUGUUUGAACCAUUCUUUCAUAAAUAUAUUGAUACCCACAAAUACAAAACUGUGACAAGUAAAGAGUUCAAGGAUUAUUUCCUGGAWUAUUUCAAAGAUAAGGGUGAGGCUCUUAAAGAURUAGACUGGGAUACUUGGUUGUAUGGUGUUGGGAUGCCACCUAUCAAUAUGUUAGAAAGGUAUGACACAACUCUUUCAGAUUCCUGUACCGAAUUGUGUCAAAGAUGGAUUAAUGCAAGCAAAGAUGAUCUGUCUUCUUUCUCGUCAAAAGAUCUGGAAGGAUUCAGUUCUGCUCAGGUCAUAGAAUUGCUUGCACAGCUUCUUGUCCAUUCGAAAGAAAAUCCCUUUCCGUUGGAACAUAUUGAAGCAAUGGAGAAAGCAUACGAAAUGAACAGAAGAAAAAAUAAUGAAAUCAGAUUUAGAUGGCUUCGUUUAGCAGUUCGUAGCAAAUCCAAGGAAGCUUUCAGUCSAACUGUUGAUUUUCUUUUGGAACAAGGAAGAAUGAAAUAUGUCCGCCCGCUCUAUGAAGAACUUUACAAGUGUGGAGACGAGUCACGUGCAUUGGCCGUGGAGACGUUCACUGCUAACCGAUCAUUCUACCAUCCAAUAUGCUCAACUAUGAUUGCUAAAGACUUGAACCUUCAAUAAUUAGUUUUUUCCCGUGAAAUGAUAGUAAAUCAUAUGAUCCAAAUAGAGAMUUUUGAUUUGUAAAACACAAAGCAAAUUGAAUAAUAAUAAAUAUUUUGGUACG
Exaiptasia diaphana is the source of this 1961-nucleotide messenger RNA. Its product is annotated as leukotriene A-4 hydrolase. Gene Ontology annotation, molecular function: zinc ion binding; metallopeptidase activity; epoxide hydrolase activity. Lineage: Eukaryota; Metazoa; Cnidaria; Anthozoa; Actiniaria; Aiptasiidae. The transcript has 20 exons. The coding region runs from base 2 to 1858 and encodes 618 amino acids. The record is from RefSeq and is a predicted model, not a curated record. Gene Ontology annotation, biological process: peptide catabolic process; proteolysis. Gene Ontology annotation, cellular component: cytosol.